Diprion similis is the source of this 5764-nucleotide messenger RNA. RefSeq names its product putative epidermal cell surface receptor (gene sas). Gene Ontology annotation, molecular function: protein binding. Lineage: Eukaryota; Metazoa; Arthropoda; Insecta; Hymenoptera; Diprionidae. The record is from RefSeq and is a predicted model, not a curated record. The coding region runs from base 137 to 4990 and encodes 1617 amino acids. The transcript has 10 exons.
UUUACGCGUUGAUCCUCGUUUGCUGUGAACGGUAUAAAAUAUCAGAAUAGUGUCGUAAAGACUUUCGCGUAGUGAAAGAGUGUGGAACUUGUGCGACGUGCGGUAAAACGGUGGAAUUAACAAAUAUGCGUUAAGAAUGCUAACCAUGAAGAUUUCGAGACGGUGGUUAUUACAGUUACUGGUAACCGGAUCAGCCGUCUAUGGUAUACUAGCUGCUGCGCACACCGAAGAAUUCACGAAGGCUACAACGUUAACCGACCAACGAGUAAAUCCUCUGGCUGACAAUGACGUACCUGGUGUGCGACCGUUGCCCACGGCCGUCUCAAACCACGAGACGUCAAAGGGACAAGUUCUUACUGCGACGGUCGGAAGUGACGCACUGUCCACGUAUCCUCUGAGCGGGAGCGAAAAAGUCUUGGCAACCGGUAAUUUCAAAGGAAACGAAAACGUAGCCAAAGAUCUACUAUCGUCAACGGCAUCGACGACUGCCGCGUAUGCUUCGUCGAUUAAUAUGACAAGAAUAGCCAAAGAGCUAGCUGAUUCGAAGGAGACACGCGUACCAUCCUUCGAGAACCCGGCUAAAGAUGGCCCAGAAUUUGCAACAGAAUCAAGCGGCCGUGCCCUGCAGGGAAAUAGCAUCGGUAUGCAAGGUGAGGGAAAACCGGACACGAGAAAUUCACUACACGGCAACAUAACGGAUUUAAGCGACGUCAGCAUGGACGAGGAUGACAAAGACCUCGAGGGUGGGGAGUAUUUGGCGAGUGGAAACGUAACCGGGUUAAACUUUCUCGCGGAUGCACCCGGACCUGUUGAGCUGUCACCUGUACAGGGUGCGGAGGUGAGAUGUACCCAAGGCAAUGAGACGUACGCGCCUGGAGCGGAGGUCUACAGAAAUUGCGAGGAGCGAUGCGUGUGUAGCAAGGACGGAAGAAUCAAUGAUUGUCGGCCGCUUACUUGUGCGCCCCCAUUUUUCCGCGCUGGAAGAGAAAUCGGGGAUCCCCUCUGUCGAGAGAGCUCAAUACCAGGCGAGCCCUGUUGCGUUGCGGUAGUGUGUGCUCAAGAUUCGGAAACGGAGCCGGAGGAAUUCUGCUACCUGGGCAACGAAACCGUGCCAAGGGGUGGCACCGUCGAGGAUGGAUGCUCACAGGUGUGCGUAUGCGAAGCGAGAGGAAAGCUCAAGUGCCGGCCAAGAUGCCCUUCGAAUUCGACGUCAACGUCAAUGGCGACGAUGAUGGCAUCGAACACGAACCAACCCGACAAGUGUGUCCCCGUACCCGAUCCAAGAGACGCCUGCUGUACGAUCACUCUCUGCGACGUGACUCUUGGCGACCACGAGAUCAAGCCUGACUUUCCGUCGGCAGAGCCGUACGGUAAUCUUAUCAGAAUAGAGGCGGUAAACUCGACCGCUAUGAAACUGUUUUUCACCAACAAUACGACACCGCGGAACGUCACGAUUCAACUGUCAACGGAUAAUGUUCUUUGGAGGGCGGAGAAACUUCGCGAAGAUAAAAUCAUUGGAGGUUUGGAACCCUCCCGUACCUACUACGUUCGAGCGAUCGACGGGGUGGGUAAUCGGCCGAUUGUGACGCCUCUGCAAGUCAAACUACCAGGUCAACCGAUCGCGAGCCCUACAACAACUGGCACGGAUAGUAAAGGCACCGAGGCAGCUGGUGUCUGCAAUCACCGGGGUACAUCGUACAAAAUCGGCGCCGAAUGGUACGACGAGUGCAUAUCGUUCUGCACUUGUAGCGAGGACGUUCAAGGGAAUGGCCCAAAAACGGAAUGCGCGACCAUCGAGUGUCCGACCGACUUUGGUCUCGAUGUGCUGGAUCCGAACUGCCUCGACUGGGAGUCAGUGCCUGCAGAUUUUGUGCCGGUAGCGCCCCGUUGUUGCUCCCAAGAGGUUAGGUGCAAAAACAACGGCUCCUGCCUUUACCAGGACAAAAUGUACAACAAUUGGAGUGAGAUACCGACGAACGUAACCGGAUGCGACAAGAGAUGUUACUGCGAAAUGGGAAACGUUUCCUGUCAACCAGCGUGCCCCCCCGUCCCAGCUUUGCCGCCAACGAAUCUCGAAUGCCCGCCGACUCACGCAUCCCUGAGACAUCUCCCCGGGGACGAGUGCUGCUUGCACUGGGUAUGCGGAAAACCCUCCGAAGCCUCGUUGCCCACGACGAUCGGAAGGAACGGUACGUCAACGUAUUCCGGCCCCUUAGCCACAGACAGUAUCGACCAGCUGCAGCCGAUUGGCGAUAAAAAGAUACCGAGUAUAAGCGAACCGAUUGACCAACAGAAAUGGACCGUUAUGCAGGGAUUGUCGGAUCGUUACACAACGAUCCCUAGACGAAAAUCGCACGAGAGUGCGGCUAAUUUUGACUCGAUUAUUAACCCCGACUCGACCGACGAUCACGGACUAAUCCACUACCCAAUGGACCCGGGUCACCCGACGUCACAACACACCACCGUCACGGCCAUACCAUUGACGUCCGCAUCGCCUACACCCCCACCUUACCACGGACCAUAUGACCCGAAUUUCGUACUGACGCAACCUUCCACAGAGGACAUCUUUCGAUUGACGCCGCGGACCCACGUUAAAGCGAAUCACCUAAUACAGGUCCCCAAGGACAAGUUGAAAUCGAGGACGGAAUCGAAGAAACCUAUCGAACUUAUGAAACCGACCAACGACGCUACGGCCACAGGUGAUGUGACGCGUUUCGCUCCCCCAAUAACUCCGGAGAAGUAUGAAAAUUCGUCGCAAUUGAUUCCAACAUUGGAUAAGAUUUUACCCGUAUCGGCGACGAAGGGUUCGCAAGACGCGCCCGCCACCGCCACCGCCACCACCCACGUUUCGCCCUCUGACCAGAAAACCAAUUACACGCCGUUUACCCACCACCUGCGCGCGCCCAACCUAAUUCCCGCAACACUUCUCAACGACGAGGUUGCCGUACCUCAUUUCCAAAAUCACCGUGAGACCACGAUCUACCGAGGCACGUCGCCUCCUACGCAGGCCGCAAGCACUACCACCGCCGCGAAGUUCGACGGGCCGAAAACUGUCGCACCAUACGAUCACUGGAACGAUGACCCGCAAUCAGCCACGAGGGUUUCGGUAACGGACAAUCGAUUUCACCUCGAUCAUAGUACAAAACCUUCACGCGUAGUAUACCUUGGAAAUCCGAUGCCCAAUCAGCUCUCGUACGGCCCAGGUAUCCUACAUCCGAAUACUCGCAACUUGCCCGAAGAGUUACAUAGCUUGAUUAAACUCCGUCAUCCUGGUCUGGUACGGCUGGAGGAAUACCCACACGGCGGUGAUCAGAAUCUUUACGACACGGUGGUGGAUCUGGGCGCGGGAGCAGAAGGACAACGCGGGGAUGACGGGGUGCUGUACCGACCUGGCUCUUUGCAAUAUUUCAAUCCUCGUGAAAUUACUGAGACAGGUGGCGAAUACGAUGUACCCCAAAGCUCCGAGCUACCCAGCGGGGCACGUCAACACAUUGAGAAAUUAUUGCUUCACGUUGGCAAGAAGGAUCCGAAUCCCGGACCGUUCCAACGCUACCCUGGAGGCGAAGGGCCGAUUUUACGAAGCGGACCGCCGCUGCACGGUUCGGUGCCCUUGUCCUUACCGCAAGAUUCGGGGCAGUUCACCCGGUUGAAUCACCCGUUCUCCGGCACAACCAUAGUCCACGACACGCACUCGUUUCCCGUAUCAGGACUGGAUCACGGAUUGCCGUCAGGAUUUCCUAUUCAGGGUGGUCCAGAAAUUCAAUCCUCAUCUGAUCAGAUCACCGUUCAGACAUUGGAGGCGGUUACAGAAGAUCGUGUCAGACUCGUCUUCACCGUCCCUCGUAUACUGGUGGGACUUCACGGAAGGGUUGAAGUACGGUAUACCAGCGAAAUGAUGAACUCUGACCCAUCAACGUGGAAAUCCCAAAUAUUUGCGCCGCCCGACGAUCUGAUAGCAACGCAACAGCUGGAAUUCGAGUUGGGGGACCUAGCACCAUCGACUGAGUAUAAGGUCAUAGUGAUGGUGAAGCUACGCGACUUAUCAAACAGCCCGAUCAGCAAGAUAUACAGGGUGGUCACUCUGGAGGCAGAGAACACUGACGCUGCAACGCUUCCGCCACAAAUACCGACUGAUGCCGAACUGACAGUAGCCGAAACAAACUCAACGUGGGCCAACAUCGUCUGGCGAAAGUUUACCGAGUACGAGCUACAGUUUAUCGACGGCGUCCAACUCCGAUACAAGGAAAUCGCAGGCAAGGUCUACGCCGCCACCCCGCUAAUUCACAGAGCCGUGACGAGCUACGUUCUUGAAAAUUUGAAACCUUCGGCGACCUAUCAAGUUGAAAUAUACUUCAUACCUUUCCCUGGCCAACCUAACGAACUAGUCAGUGAGAAAUCGAUCAACUUCACCACGAGCUCAGCGCCGGAUCCCUACGCCUUCGACAUCAAUGUUGCGAUAAAGGGCAUAAAAUCAACGGAGGUGGAAGUCGCUUGGAAGGGUGUGCCGUAUCCGGAGGACAAGUACGUGAACAUAUACCGAGCAAUCUACCAGAGCGAUACAGGAAAGGAAGAUACGAGCACGUUCAAAAUUGCUAAGAGAGACUCGCCUGCUAAAACGACAAUAGGUGAACUUAAGCCGGGGACGCAUUACCGCCUGUGGAUCGAAGUAUAUCUCACUAACGGCAGGAUAAAGAAAAGCAACGUGCAGGACUUUGUUACAAAACCGGGGAUCCCUAUGUCUGCCGGUGUUUUGCAACAACAAGGAAAGCUGGCUGCGCAGGUCCCGCUACACGAGGGUGACUAUUACGGCCCUCUUGUUAUUGUCGCGAUCGUCGCGUCUCUUGCUAUUUUAUCAACACUUAUUUUACUUAUGAUGCUGAUGAAAAGACGCACCAGCAGCAAGGCGGACAUCUCACCGCGGAAAUCAACCGCCGCUUACGACAAUCCCUCCUACAAGGUAGAAAUACAACAAGAAACUAUGGACUUGUGAGAACGCAACGCCAUCGGUAUGCUGCAACGGGCACGAGAUAGAAACUGAAACGAUUCGGUGAAUAGUCAACACAAUGCCAAGGAGUUUUCUUGCCCCUACCCCGUGCCUCAAUUUUCUCCCUGCCCCUCUUCACAAAGACUUGUGUUGGAUUGUUGAAUUAUCAACCAUCAUUUAUUUAUUAAAUUAUCGGAUCGGCGGUUCAAUGAGACAAACCGUCGACGUUUGUAAUACUUAUUUAUAAUAUAGUUGCGACUCUCGAUAUAAUAUACGUUAAUAUAUAUUAUACAUAUAAAUGUACCUACAUUUACCGCCUAUACGCACAUCAUGCAUACGAUAUAAAGCGUGUGUCGUUGCAAGGUUUUGUAAUAUAAAAACUAAUGAUUGUAUAUACAUACAAAAGUAAAUACAUAACUACGAUAAAAGGUGCCAAUUGAAAUCAAAUGAAAGAUACGUGUAAGUUUUCGUCAAUUCUAUGUUAGAUGAUUUGACAGCACCCCUAUCCCCGGUCAGAACUAAUGUAAGCGAACUUUUUUCAAUAAUACACAACAUAUGUAGUUCGAAAUUAUAUUUCAAGGUAUAUUGUUCCUUUCCGGGCGAACGGUAUAGAAUUUUAGGUAUCAAUACAUGAUUUAUAAUAUCCCGCUGUAGACACAAGCGCGGUUAUAGGUAUCCCAUAAGAGUUGCCUCCAGGUCAUUGGGCGGAGUGGUUGGUGAAAAACGAUCGACGGGCUGGCCAUCUUUGUCGACAAUAAAUUUCGUAAAAUUCCACUUGAU